Sphaerulina musiva SO2202 is the source of this 4406-nucleotide messenger RNA. RefSeq lists its product as uncharacterized. The record is from RefSeq and is a predicted model, not a curated record. The transcript is spliced from 6 exons. Gene Ontology annotation, biological process: carbohydrate metabolic process. NCBI's taxonomy places the organism in Eukaryota, Fungi, Ascomycota, Dothideomycetes, Mycosphaerellales, Mycosphaerellaceae. The coding region runs from base 65 to 2467 and encodes 800 amino acids.
CCUCUCUCCCCUUCUCGUAACUACCUGGUAAUUCUGCCACUACCACUACCACUACCACUACUGUAUGCCAGGUAUCACACGACCGUUGACGUCUCUUACGCCUCGACGCUUGCUAUCCGCUCAAGCAGCAGUCACCCCGCGCUCAGUACUGCCCCCUCUGCCAUAUCUGCAGCAGUCGCGUCUCAGUCGCUGCGAGCGUGCGGAGUUCAAUGGAAACAGGCUCCUCACGGCGAUUACGAGAAGAACAGCAACAACCAUGUCGGACGCCAUCAAUCGACUGCCCCUCAGGAAUCGCUGCGCCGAGAGCAAGUCGCCAUAUGUGAGGUCCCACAUCGACAAUCCGACAGCGUGGCAGCUAUGGACGCCCGAGACCUUGGAGCUGGCCAAGGAGACGAACCGCCUGCUCUUCGUGAGCAUCGGCUACAGUGCUUGCCAUUGGUGCCACGUGAUGGCGCAUGAGUCCUUCGACGACCCUCGAAUCGCCCAGCUGCUCAAUGAGAACUUCAUUCCCGUCAAGAUCGAUCGUGAAGAGAGGCCAGACAUUGAUCGGCAGUACAUGGACUUCCUACAGGCUACAAAUGGAGGCGGAGGCUGGCCGUUGAACGUCUUUGUAACGCCUGGCGGGCUCGAGCCGAUCUUUGGGGGCACGUACUGGCCGAAAAGGGAACGAGCACAGCAGGCGCGCACAGGCUUUGAGGACAUCAUACUCAAAGUGUCGACAGCAUGGCGAGAGCAAGAGCAGAGAUGUAGGCAGAGCGCAAAGGACAUCACAAGGCAGCUGCGCGAAUUCGCUCAAGAGGGCAGCAUUGGCGGCAAAGAUGUCAAUAGGACCGACGACGAUGCUGAGCUCGAGUUAGACUUGUUGGACGACGCUUUCCAGCACUACAAAAUGCGAUAUGAUGACAAGCACGGUGGAUUCGGAGGCGCACCCAAAUUUCCGACUCCAGUGCACAUCCGGCCCCUUUUGCGAGUGGCGUCAUAUCCGGCCACAGUGCGUGAGAUCGUUGGCGAGGAGGAGUGCAUCGAAGCUCGCAGCAUGGCUCUGAUGACGCUGGAAAAGAUGGCAAAGGGUGGCAUCAAAGAUCAAAUCGGCCAUGGCUUUGCCCGAUACUCGGUGACGCGAGACUGGAGUCUGCCGCAUUUCGAGAAGAUGCUUUACGACAACGCGCAACUUUUGGCGGUGUACUUGGACGCGUAUUUGCUGACUAAAUCGCCACUUUUCCUCGAGAUUGUUAAAGAUAUCGCAACAUAUUUGACAAGUGCUCCAAUGCAAUCUGAGCUAGGAGGCAUACAUUCCGCAGAAGAUGCUGAUUCAUUUCCAACCAUCAACGACAAGCACAAACGCGAGGGAGCAUACUACGUCUGGACGCUGGAAGAGUUUGAACAAGUGCUCAGCGAGGAAGAAGUGAAAGUGUGUGCCAAAUAUUGGAAUGUGAAGGCCGAAGGCAACGUUGAUCGUCGACAUGACGCACAAGGCGAGCUCAUCAAGCAAAACACAUUAUGCGUUUCGCGCGAGACCGCCGAGCUCGCCGAAGAGUUGAACAUGGCCGAAGAUGAUGUAAAGCGCGCGAUUGAUAGUGGACGACAAGCGCUGCUGGCGUACAGAGAGGCAAACCGUCCUUCUCCGUCGUUGGAUGACAAGAUCGUGACUUCUUGGAACGGUCUUGCUAUUGGAAGUCUCGCUCGAGCUGGUGCGGCGCUACGUGAGGUGUCUCCAGAAGCAGGGUCCUCCUAUGUCUCCGCAGCCAGGAAAGCAGCGCUCUGCAUACAGAAUCAUCUCUUCGACGCAAUGAGUGGUACACUCCGCAGAGUGUACCGCGAAGGGCCCGGUGAGACCCAAGGCUUCGCCGACGAUUAUGCAUUCUUCAUUUCUGGACUGUUGGACCUUUACGAAGCUACGUUUGACAGUGAUUUCCUCCAAUUGGCCGACACUCUGCAGGAGACUCAAAACAAGCUCUUCUGGGACCCCGAGAAGUACGGUUUCUUCUCCACGCCAGCCCAUCAACCCGACAUAUUGAUUAGAACAAAGGACGCCAUGGACAAUGCGGAGCCCAGUGUCAACGGUGUCAGUGCCAGCAAUCUCUUCCGUCUCGGCUCUCUUCUCAACGACGAAGAGUACAGCAAAAUGGCCCGAAGGACUGUGGCAUGUUUCGAAGUGGAGAUUGAGCAACAUCCCGGCCUCUUCUCCGGGAUCUUGUCCAGCGUCGUGGCAUCACGUCUCGGCAUGCGAGGCGUCAUGGUGGUCGGAGAUGGGGAGGCUGCACAGGCAGUCCUCAAGAAUGCACGCGAAACAGUGCGUUCGAAUUACACGAUUUUACGCAUCGGAAGCGGAGCGAAUAGCCAGUGGCUGAAGAGCAGGAAUGAGCUGGUGAAGGAUCUGGACGAGACGAGAGACAUGGUGCAGCUGUGUGAGGGUCAGACCUGUCGGCUGUUGACCCUCGAGCAGAUUCAGCAAGAGCUGUUUUGAUCAUGGACGGACGAGCGAGCACGCAUGCACAGAAAAGCAAGCGGUAAGAGAAAAUCAGAUUUGAUGAAUCUGUUAUUCGUCUAUUUUUGGGGGGUAUCUCUAUGAUGCGAAUAGCAUCAGCACUCUCGUGCAUUCUGUAUCAUUUUGUAUAGCAAUCAUUCGUACGCUUCAUCACCAUCAUCUCAUGGCCAAGCAGAUUUCUCCGACUGGACACCCUCACACUCUCAGACCCUCACAUUCUCAAAUUUUCACAUCCUCACAUCCUCGCAUCCUCGCUGAAGCGAUCGACCUCCGAGGUAUAAUGGCAAGCUGUGCAAAUUGAACCGCUUGUUCAAAAUGGGGUGUGUGUAUAAGUAUACCUAUCCCUUGAAUGUGGUGGAUCCCUGCUCGGCACUCGUGUCGACAAACUCGCUUCCGCACUCGUGGCGGAAAGGCUGGCUCCGAAUGUAGGCGCUGACAUCGGCUUGGUAGCUCAAGACCUUGAGGUACUCAAUCACCGCCUUCAAGUAAUCGUCCGACUUGACCUGCUGGGGCUGGUUCCGAAACUCCUCCACCUCAACCAGGUUGUACGGCUCGCUGGCAGAUUUCUCAAUGCUGUCAUCGACGAGGACCGUGUUGGCUUGCGUCCACAUUUGAUCCUUGUUACGAUUGGCGGCUUGUAUGGUCGCGUCGUUCCAGAUGAGGGAUAACUGCUUAUAGACCUGAACUUUUGCGUUGUAAGCUUCUUUCGAAAGUCCUAGACGAUCACGUGCCCAGACAGCAACGAGCUGCUCGAGUUGCUGUGGGGUGAAGAGAUCGGAGCACAUCGUAGCUACAUUCUCUGGUCGUGCGGAUGACCAGAUCAUUACAUUGUGAUUGGCGAAUAUGUAAGUCAGGAAUUCCUGGACAUAUGGCCGCGGAACAAAAGUGUUGGCGCCGCUGAAUUUGGAGCGCUUCAGAAGAGUGCCGUUCAGAUCGAGGACAACAAGCAGAGGCCGAGGCAUAGUCAGAAGCUGUGGCUGCUGUGAUGCCAGGUACGUGUAGAAUGGAGUCGGGGAGGGCCGAGCCAUCACUUUUCUCCGUGGCGCAUUGAUGUUUGACUUGAUGUAGGGCGGUGGUAACUGGUCUGGCGUAGUACUCCUCUGCGUCUGUGCAGGGCGCAGUGGUUUUGGAAGAAAAAUCUGCUGGGAUGUGUCUGGCGCAACAGAUGUGGGGGGUUGAGCUCCAAGCUCGUAGACAGGGGAUGCUCGUCCUCGAGUCGACUGCUCGGCUGCUCUAGCUGCGGCUUUCUGCUUCUUACUAAGCUUCUUCGCCGGUCCUGCAGAGCGUAGAGGAUACCUGGGGAGCCUUCCAAUGGGCUGAAGCUGGUCAGGAAUGCUGAUGUCUGCUGACGUAGCGUUCUGGGUCGGCACAUGUGCCUGAGCGUUGGCGGCCAAGUGGCUGUUCGCUGAACGUGUCGUCACGUCGGCUGCAAGAUAUGAGUAAUCGAACGGGGUCGGCUGAAAACGGGUGGUGGCAUACAGGUUUCCGUAGCGGUCGGGGUGGCAGUCGCCCCCGUCGUAGGCCGUGUGUUGGAUCGCCGAGGGGAGCGAGGCGACGGCUUGGAGUCGCUGUUGUUGCUCUCGAGGCCAGCUGCGGCCGUGCGAGUCGUAUCCGUGCUGCUGUCCUCCACCGAUGUUGUAUUGCCCGUGUCCGCUGACAGCGAGAUUGACAGCUUCUCCAGCUGGCGCGCAAAGUGGCCGUCCUUGAUUUGUUUGGUGCCCAUGGUACGAGUACCAGUGCGGCGGCGGCGGGGGAGGAAGUUGCCAGGCUUGUGGCAGAGAACGCAAGAUUGUCAAGUGAGCGGGUGGAAUCUUGUUGUGGCCGUCGUCAGCAGCGCUCGUCUGUGGGCAGCAGCAAACAUUCUCGCGACGUGUCGGUGGUGAUGAUGGUGGUAGUGGUGAGGGGGGUGGGAUGGACG